Molecule: messenger RNA, 2124 nt
Organism: Verticillium dahliae VdLs.17
Lineage: Eukaryota; Fungi; Ascomycota; Sordariomycetes; Glomerellales; Plectosphaerellaceae
Exons: 1
Coding region: 1-2124 (707 amino acids)
Biological process (GO): response to starvation; autophagy
Cellular component (GO): cytoplasm
Molecular function (GO): protein binding
Source: RefSeq, a predicted model, not a curated record
AUGUGGCUAUACCGCACCAUUGAGGGAUCGUACGGUGACGGCAAACUUCACUUUGGCUGCACGGGAAAGCUUUGGACCAGCCUCCAGCAACCUACAAGAGGCGAGGUUGCUGAAGAGUCUGAGAGGCGGUCAUCCCCCGCACCGGCUUCCACUCGUCCCAAGCCAAACCCGCACACCCCGAUCUUCGCCGUCAAUGGUAGAUGGAUCGCCUACUGCCCUCCCCCACCUUCCACGCAGAUCACUCUUCGAGCUCAUGUCCCGGUUCCGGUGCUCGGUAAAGGCCCGACCCUGUCUUCGGUAACGCCUCCAGGACUUCCGGCUGUGACCGCCGCGAUCGACACGGCCAUGUCAGAGGGUGUGAUGAACAAGAUCAUGCGCGAGACCACCCAGGAGCUCAUCUCGGGUGCCAAGUGGGUAGGUCAGCAGGGCAUGCAGGCUUGGAACUCCUACUGGAACAAGAACACGGUACCGCAGCGGCAGCCUCGGUCACCAACGCUGGCUGCCCAGCAGUGGCCUGGUUCAUACCCUCCACGACCGGAUGCAGUCCAGUUUCCUCCGACCCAUGCGACGCCGGGCCAGACGCCAGCCAGCAAGGACCCUGCUCUUGUUUCCAUCGUCGACAUGGGAACCAUGGGGCUCUCUGCGUCCCUGCACCCCGUCACUGCGUUCCCGACGCCGCUCGGCUGCAGCUUCCUGUCCUUCUCGCCUUCCGGGUUGUCCUUGUUCACGGCCAGUAGCAAGGGUGACGUGCAGACCGUAUGGGAUCUCUUUAGCAUCCAGUACACCAAGUCGUCUCCGCUCCAAGUUUCGACGACGGCCAGCGUUGUCGGGCCACGGGUUCGCCAGAUCGCGCACUUUUCGCGCAUGACGGUAGCACGCAUCGUCGACGUGACAUGGUCGCGACCCAAUGGCGAGCGAAUCGCCAUGGUCACGGAGCGCGGCACGGUGCAUCUGCUCGACAUGCCCGAAAGUGCCUAUACCUGGCCGCCGCCCCGGCGUCGGAAGGAGGCAGAACCGAACGGUGCUCCUGCGUCUGAAACGUCCAGCACUGCCGUCUCGAUUGCCUCCAAUGCCUUUGGCGCCGCGUUCGUAGCUGCUCGGCCGCUGAUCAACCGCCCGCGUAGGAGCAGUGCGGUUGCUGCGGGUCAGAACGGGACCAACGGCUCCAACUUUGUCGAUUCUGCCAGUCAAGGCGGCAGAGCAAUCGCUGCCACCAUCAGCCAUUCCUUGGGCAAGACAGGCACGGCAAUCAACCAGCUACGGCACACGGGGGAAAACAGGGUUUCCUUGCCCCCCAGCACCCUGUUGCCCUCGGCAUCGUGCGUCAUGUGGAUGACUGGUAGAAAGUAUCACUCGCUCUACGUCGUGGGCGACGGACUGGUGAGAACCUUCCCCUCCAAGACCCGGCGAGCAUCGAGCGUGGCGGACAAGCAGCGCACCCCCAAGGGCAACCGCUACAAGGAUAUGAAGUUGCCUUCGCUUCCCGAUGGCGACAUGGCGCCAAAAGUGAAGCAAUUCAUCGAAGGCGACGAGGCUCUAGAACUGUCCGAUCAGGAUAUGGACGCAUGCAACACCCUGACCCUCGAACCACGUGCGAGAACGGUACAGGUUGACUUCAGCCCCGAGGCAUCCAUCCCCCAGGCAGAGAUAGAGUCGAGUGCGCCGUACCAGCCUUUCCACACCGACAGGCGUGUCGCGCUGUACGAGUAUGGUCCCGCUGCGGGCGAUGCGGAAGCCUCGGCGUUGACAGCGAUGCUCGGCGACAUCAACCUUGAGGACAAGGCAACCUCGAAGCAACAGAAGAAGAAGCAGCAGCAGCGGAUGCAGGUCCAGGCCGCUGCCUCUGCAGCAGACUUUUCCCAGCCAUGGGCGUUUGGUCAGAAGCUUGAUCUCAUCAGGCUAGACUUGAGCCACGUACAGCUGUCUGACGAGGACUUCAACACCUCAGAUGACCCGCGUGCUCUCCCCCUGACUUCGAUGGAGCGGGUGAUGCAUGUGGGGGAGAAUCGAGACGAGAUUGUGGUGACGACGCGAAGACGCCGCGGCGCACGCCACCCAGAGGACGAGGAUGGAUUCUUUGAGGACGACUGCGAGGUUCUCGAUUUCGCGGACCAGAGAGUCUGA